Messenger RNA from Dufourea novaeangliae, 2823 nucleotides. It is a transcript of the gene sv, whose product is annotated as developmental protein eyes absent. NCBI's taxonomy places the organism in Eukaryota, Metazoa, Arthropoda, Insecta, Hymenoptera, Halictidae. Gene Ontology annotation, molecular function: DNA-binding transcription factor activity, RNA polymerase II-specific; RNA polymerase II cis-regulatory region sequence-specific DNA binding. The transcript has 10 exons. Gene Ontology annotation, biological process: anatomical structure development; regulation of transcription by RNA polymerase II. Bases 118 to 1926 code for a protein of 602 amino acids. The record is from RefSeq and is a predicted model, not a curated record.
GAAUCUGUCUGUCGAGAAAUCUUUCUGAGUGCGACGUCGAAUGGUGACAACCGUCGCGAAAUAUUCUCUGUUAUUCGUAAUAAUAGUGACGUGGCCGUUGUUCACGGUGGCAGCGACAUGUCUGUGAUAGUGGACGUGAUCGAUGUGUGGAAUAAUGGUUGUCAUUCCCAUCGCGGAAGCAAGAAUCGGGCCGUUCAAUCGCCGCUGAUAGUGUACAGCCACGGCGGAGUUAACCAGCUCGGCGGCGUCUUCGUGAACGGAAGGCCCCUACCGGAUGUAGUCAGGCAGAGGAUCGUCGAGCUAGCGCACAGCGGCGUCCGACCGUGCGACAUUUCCAGACAACUCAGGGUAUCUCACGGCUGUGUAUCCAAGAUACUGUCGAGGUAUUACGAGACCGGCAGCUUCAAGGCUGGUGUCAUAGGCGGUUCCAAGCCGAAAGUGGCUACGCCACCGGUCGUCGAGGCGAUCGCAAAUUACAAGAGGGACAAUCCGACAAUGUUCGCUUGGGAGAUCAGGGACAGGCUGCUAGCCGAAGGCAUUUGUUCUCAAGACAACGUGCCAUCCGUCUCAUCCAUCAAUCGGAUCGUGAGGAACAAAGCGGCGGAGAAGGCCAAACACGCGCAUCAGCAACAGCAGGCCCAGCAGCAGCAAGGUCAGCAGCAAGGUCAGCCAGGAUCAGGUGGUUCCGUCUCGGUGAUAGCCCAUGCACCUGCGACGGCGGCGGGUCAUCCGGCCGCGACCGCUCCCAACGCUUACAGCAUCAGCGGCAUCCUGGGAAUCCCGGCCCACCAUCAGGAUCCGAACGGCAACAGCAUCAAGAGGAAACGUACCGACGACGACGACAACCGAGACCUGAACGAUCAUCCCGAGGACGACCUGAAGAGACAGAGGAGCAACUACAACGGCGACCAAUUGUACUCGAACCUGUGGUCGAGUAAAUGGAGCAUCAAGGACGAACACAAACUCCUGAGCGAGCUCGGUGGCGGAGGCGGUGGUGGCGGCGCGACCGGCGGUACGAACGGCGCUGGAAACGGAGGAGGUGGCGGCGGUGGAGGAGGUGGUGGAGGUGGAGGAGGUGGCGGAGGUGGUGGUGGAGGUGGUGGCGGCGGAGGUUACUACGAACACGGAGGAUUCCCCGGGAACGCGAUUGCCACCUCCGCAGAGCUCUACGACUCCCUGGGCACCAUCAGCACGAUGACGCAGGCGCAAACGCCCCAUCUCUACACCCCGCCCAUAGGGGGCACCAUAGCAGGUGGUACUUUGACGCCGCUCGCACCACUGACGAUGCAAGAACUAAAAUUGAGCCAAACAUUGGACGGGGCUAACAUGUCUCCUUACCACACCACCGCAGAGAGCAGUACCGUCGCAGUGUCGUAUGUCGGGGUGGGGGCCGGUGGGGGCGAGCAAAGUCCCCCGAUUUCGUUGCAGAACGAGACAAACGCCACCCCCGCGGCCCCCAACACCCCUGGAGGCGAUCCCGGACUGACGGUCUUGCAGCCGCCAGUUUCGCAGCCCCAGGUAGCAUCUGCGAUACCGCCGUACUCAACGAUGCUUCCCAGUUUCGGACACUACGCCACCGGUGGUGGUGACUACGCGUACAGCGCGGCGUAUUCCCAAUACUCGAGCGCGCCGUACAGCGGUUACGGUUAUGGAGCAGCGACAAGCGGGUUGCUCAACUCCACGUACUAUUACUGUAACGGGGACACGCUGGCGUCUUCCCACAACAAUUCGCAGCAGGGCGGCGGAUGCAACAACAACAACAACAACAACAACAACGGCGGGCCAGAGAACAGCACGGACGUGGCCAGUCGCUCGCCAUUGGCGGCAACCAGGGCGAGCAGCGGCGCGAGCGCAGCCUCGCCGACCGGAAGCGCGUGCACGAAACCGGAUCACACGUCCACGCCGACCGAUCUCUAUCUGGCCUAAUUGCUCGAUGGUACAGGAGACCAACUCCGGGCAGAGUGUUUUCCUGGUGUGUGGGAACAACAACAACAACAACAACAACAACAGCGACCAGCAACCGAUGGACGCCAUAUCAACGAAGAGCCACGCUGAUAUCCAAGCAAUGAUCUCUCUUAUACUCUUUUUUUUUCUUCUCUUGUUUUUUUUUUCCUUUCUUGUCCACGGAACGAGAACACCGGGGGACUAUUUUACCGAACACCGCGGCCCGAUCGAUAAUUCGGGGAAAUACGAUCGGGACACGUACCGUUUCUCGUAUGGAAUCGCGAAAGGGACUGUCCGAACCGACACGACCAGACACCCCGCGGGCCGUUCUCCGGUGAAAUCGACGAUAACGAACUCUUUACACGAGCACCCCGACGACGAAAACGCAGUCGCGAGCCAGAUAACAUGUGUCGCCUUAAAGACGUCGUAAAGGCGUCUUAGACCUAAAAUAGCCGUAAAAUUGGCGUCUUUGAGGCGUCAUGCGGUAUCUAAGGAACAUUCAACAUUGUCGACCGACAAUCCCGAGAGAGAUAGAGACUUGGACCCCUUUACUCGACGAUGAAAUAUUAACCGCGACAGGAACAGUUGGUGGAUCGUGUAUCGAGGAUUGUUUGCAUCGGAAUCGGGGGCAUCGAGAUCGUGCAGAUAACACGUGUGUAUAAUGGUUAAUCGUCGUUGGACGAGGACCCGCAUAAAAGGAAGACGCCUGCUAGGGAUUACGCCUAUCGUCGACGAUUAUCCGUGAGAAUUUUCAACGAACGUCAACGACUCGACCGAUCAGGGAGUUCGGGGUGUCUGGCCCCGAAGCAAGAACGCGGUCGAGCCGCGAGAUUACGAUGUUUCCCCUCAUCAAGGCCCACGCGGACAGUGUCGGUACAC